AUAUUGGUUUUUUCACUACUCUUGCUGCUUCUGCAUUGUAUGGAUUUGUUUUGCCUUCAAUUGAAUUGAUUUAUAAGAAAGCAAAACAAAACAUUACAUAUUCUCUUGUUAUGGAAAUUCAGUUUGUUAUCGGUUUGUUUGCUACUCUCUUUUGCACGGUCGGCAUGAUAGCAAAUAACGAUUUUAAGGUGAUUCCUAGGGAGGCAAGGAAUUUUGGACUAGGGGAAAAGACAUACUAUGUGGUGUUGGUGAUGAGUACAAUGUUUUGGCAGGCGUUUUUCUUGGGAGCAAUAGGAGUUAUUUUUUGUGGUUCAUCUUUGUUAUCGGGUAUUUUGAUAGCUGUUUUUUUGCCGGUAACUGAAGUGUUGGCGGUAAUAUUUUAUAAAGAGAGAUUUCAAGCUGAGAAAGGGGUUUCUCUUGUACUUUCUCUUUGGGGUUUUGUGUCUUAUUUUUAUGGUGAGAUUGAACAAGAUAAGGAAAAGAAGAAGAAACGUGCUGUGGAGACAGAGAUGGGUCAUAGUCUUGAAGUACUACCUGCUCCGUGAUUGCUAUAGAGGUUUGUUGUAGAAUUAUUGAAAUGCGUGUUUUGUGCGAAGGAAAAUGCUUUAAUUGAAUGUUUUUUGUAAGAAAAAAGGGGACAUGCAAGUGUAAACUACUAAACUAGUUUACCAGAGAUUGUUUAAUUGAUUGUUUUUAUGAUGAUACUCCUUCCAAGAGACAACGGAUCUACCUGGGUCACGGCUCUAUUAAUAGUUUACAAUGUAGGAGUGCAU
Messenger RNA from Vicia villosa (hairy vetch), 773 nucleotides. Its product is annotated as purine permease 3-like. The record is from RefSeq and is a predicted model, not a curated record. Bases 111 to 545 code for a protein of 144 amino acids. Gene Ontology annotation, molecular function: purine nucleoside transmembrane transporter activity. Lineage: Eukaryota; Viridiplantae; Streptophyta; Magnoliopsida; Fabales; Fabaceae. The transcript has 2 exons. Gene Ontology annotation, cellular component: membrane.